This is a messenger RNA of Miniopterus natalensis, 399 nucleotides long. NCBI's taxonomy places the organism in Eukaryota, Metazoa, Chordata, Mammalia, Chiroptera, Miniopteridae. The record is from RefSeq and is a predicted model, not a curated record.
AUGAAGAAUGGGGCUCAGUGGGCAGAGCUGGCAGGCCAUGACUACGUGCUGGACCUGGUGUCAGACCUGGAGCUGCUCAGGGACUUCCCACGACAGAAGUCCUACUUCAUUGUGGGUGCAGAAAAGCCCAUGGCCACCAGGGGAGGCCUGAGAGCGGUGUUUGGGAACAGCUGGGACUCGGACGAGGACACCCCUACUAGGCCCCAGCCACAGGGGCAUGUGCCCAAAGUCGCUGACUCCAAUGGGUACUGCAGCCACAAUGAGGACAGUGCAAAUGGGGAGACUGAGGCCCAGAGAGACUUAGACAGCCUUGGAGAGCCUGCUGUGUCCCACAGAGGGCUGGACUGCUACCUGGACAGCCUCUUCGACCCUGUGCUGUCCUAUGGGGAUGCGGCGUAA